This is a messenger RNA of Sphenostylis stenocarpa, 300 nucleotides long. The record is from the annotation of a GenBank genome assembly. Lineage: Eukaryota; Viridiplantae; Streptophyta; Magnoliopsida; Fabales; Fabaceae.
AUGCUUCAACAUUCAGCAGGUCCCUUUUUCCUUCCACUUUUAUCUUCGGAGGAUGUUCUUCUGCUUACCAGGCAGAAGGAGCAACAAAUGUUGAUGGAAGAGGACCAAGUAUUUGGGAUACCUUUAGUCAACAGCAUUCUGGGUGUUGCUAAAGCAAGGAAUGAUUCAAUAGCAGUGGAUGAAGCCUGCAAGGAUGGUAUCAGAAUUAGAUACCUCAUUGGGCACCUUCAUUUUCUUCUUCAAGCGAUCAAGGAAGGUGUUAAUGUGAAGGGCUACUAUGCAUGGAUGGGGUGUGAAUAG